Messenger RNA from Grosmannia clavigera kw1407, 2997 nucleotides. Its product is annotated as Mg2+ transporter. Bases 1 to 2997 code for a protein of 998 amino acids. The transcript has 10 exons. NCBI's taxonomy places the organism in Eukaryota, Fungi, Ascomycota, Sordariomycetes, Ophiostomatales, Ophiostomataceae. Gene Ontology annotation, molecular function: metal ion transmembrane transporter activity. Gene Ontology annotation, biological process: metal ion transport; transmembrane transport. The record is from RefSeq and is a predicted model, not a curated record. Gene Ontology annotation, cellular component: membrane.
AUGUCCGUGUUCUCAGCCGAUGAGGAUGUUAUAGCCCGGCCGUUGCGGAGCAGCACGUGGUCACCAGAAAGCACCACCCAGCCACGUGCAAAUGCGUCUGAACAGCGGCCUCCGUCCCCGUUGUUUAGGCCCGGUCCUCGCUCGCCUUCACAGCGGCAGCCGGGCAACCUCCACAAGCAGAAGCUUACCUCAAGUGACAGCAGCAGCAGACGAGGCUUACGGCCUGCGGCCGUAUACUCGUUCAAGCCGUCGCAGUUGUGGAACACAACGUCGUCGUCGCAGCUGAGCCUAUUGGACCUUGACGAAGGCGACGACGGUGGCGGUGGUGACAAAGAAGAGAACGUCAGCGGUGGUGCAGUAAACGGAUCUGAGAACAAAAACGACGCAAGCGGAGGCGCCAAUUUGCGCGAAAAUCAGAAGUUGCUGAAUGUAUUUGAAUCGCAGUACAGGGGCGAUUAUAUCCUGGGAGGGACGCACAAGGCCAAGCUCUCGGCGGUCCUCAGUAGGCGGCCGAAGCACCAGCCUCUGUUCCGAUGGCUGCACUGUACGCGGAAUCCGAUGGACUUUGAAGAUUUUUCGGCGAGUGGCCUGACGACGGCCGAGAAAACCGGUAUUCGCGAGCUUCUUCCACGGGUUCAGCGUAGAUACGUAAAGACAGUGCAGACAGCCAGCGGUAUGCGGGUUCAAUACAUGACACCGAGCAUAAUCUAUCAUCCACUGUCACACGAGGCCCCGGGUAAGAAGGCCAGCACUCAAAAGAGGCGUACUCUGACGUGGGUCUGUCUGCCAUAUCUUUCCCUAGAGAAGUACUCAGGGCUGCAGAGCGGCGGUGAUGGCAGUCUUCGCAGUGGAGUCAUCCCACCGAGUUUUCCGGUCGCGACACUGCUGCAGAAUAAGAACACACGGACCGGUCAGGACCGUGACAUGCGACAAGCCGUGUGCCAGAGCCCAGUAACACCAUCCGGGAUGUGUUUCCAUGUGCCACAGCUGUGGAUUGUGAUGGUGGACAAUACCUUUCUCUUCACCUAUGGCCGCAUGACGGAUAAGGAGCUCCGAGGCGAUGGCAUCAGUCUAGUGCUGCAGCCGAUUUCGGACACCACACACACACAGCCUUUGAAGGUGAUUGCAGUAACCUUUGAAAAGGUGCUGUGGUCGAUUCCCCUCGAAGAGUGCAUUUCAUGGCUGGACUUUGUCGGCCACUUUCGCGAGUUCUGGCCGAGCCGUGUACAGUUCUUCCGUCACGGCCGGGCCAUCAAUGCCGACGACUGGUCGCGAAUAUGGAACAAGGCCCGGCACAUUGACGAUAAGAUCACAUUAGAGAUGCGAAUUGGGCCUAAACCCGCACCGCCUCCGGUUGGCGUUCUGUUGCCACUGGGAGAUACCCACGAGGCUCCAGCGAGGCCGUCCACAUCUACAACUGAGGACAGACUUACAGCUACGAGCCAGGCAAAGUUAGCCGUCUUUACUUGUCUGGCUGGCGUGCUGUACCUCGAGAGCGGCACAGUCAACCAAGAUGUGCUAGACGACAGGCUGCGUGAGGUCGAAAAUUACCUGCAGACAAAAAUAUGCUUCAGCGACCGGCGUAUUUACACGGCAUGUCCGGUUAUGACGCGUGAGACUGUGCGCGCGAAGCUUGCGGCCGAGGGCGCACAAGCAGCCCCAGAGGGUCUACAGCGGACGGGCAUCUCAGAGUAUGAGAUGCGACUCGACAUUUUCAACGCUGCCGACGUGGUUUUCCAAUUCUUCUUUCCUCUAAAUGUCGACGUGCCAACGGGCGGAUCGGAAAAUUUCAAAGUUUUCGGACGAACUCUGCGUAUAGUCCUGCGCAGGUUGAGCAGGAGAGUGCAAAUGUUCCAGGAGUUGUUUGGCGGGACUGGCCUGCGUGAGCCGGUCCAGCUGGCCACGGUGCCCAACGAACUUGUCGAUGCAUGGAUUGACCUACUGAUGUUUCUUGUUCUCCUGCCUGCGUAUACGGGAAAGUGCAGUCAGCUGCUGGAACACUGCAAUACACUGCUGAGUAGCGGCAUGGCGGCGGCCGUCCUGAAGCUGUCAGACCAGCCGCUACUGGCCCGAGUCGUCGUGCAGCCGAUGGACUUGUUAGCGUUGCUAAGCAUGCCCAUUAUGCAAGACGUGACCGGAGGCCUGCCUGAUAUCUGCGAGUGUUACUCGGCGGCGCUGGAGUCGAUGAAAUCUGAGAUUGCUUUGCAGCGUCCUGAUCGUUCGCGCGACUACCGCAUCAGCCUGCUGGUCGAGGAGAUCAUGGCCGUGGAACGUGUCGUCACGGCUCAAAGCACCAUCUUCCAGAUUCUAUUUAGAUAUGGAACAGCAACCGAUCAUACGUCGAAUGGUCACGAGACACUUUCAGAAAUCUAUGCUUGGGGCUACCAGCCUCGCGAGUUUAGCAGAGAGGCGAAAUCAUCUAAUGGUGGUAGACGUAAUCAAUAUUCUCACAUAAGAGAAACAUACGCAUACAACGGCGUGGCUACUGCUAAAGCAGAUUCCCUGGCUGACGUCGGCAAACUGGCGGCAACAGACCCAUACGGCUACCGCAGACUACUGCUGCACGAGUGCCAGCGACUUCUGGAUGACCGCUCUGAAGACUUUGACAUGUUGCGCAACUGGGCGGCGUCCCUAGAGAAAUCGAACCAAAACAAAGUCGACACGACCAAGGACCGGCACGACAAUGCCCUGUACGCGUUCACGAUUGUGACCGUCAUCUUCCUGCCGCUGAGUGCUGUGGCCAGCGUCUUCGGCAUGAACACCAACGAUGUGCGCAACAUGGAGGUAAACCAGUGGGUGUACUGGGCUACGGCGCUGCCGGUGACCUUGGUCGUCGUGCUGCUUGGCCUGCUCUGGACCGGCGAGUUGGGCAACCUGGUGCGCUGGAUCCAAUCGUUUGGAACGCCAGUGGUACCGGUGGGCUACCAGAAGCCGUUGGGUAAUGAUUCGGAGGAGGAUUUCCCGUCAGUGGUGGUGAGGAGAUACAGUAGAGACUAG